AUGAUUCCCACAUACCUCCCCAAACCCAAUUUCAUCCCUUCCACCUCCCCAUUCUUCAUGAAGCUUCACUGGGACCGAUUUGCCAUUCGUCAGGAAGGGCCUCGAAGUAUUGGCCCACUGCUAUGGACAUCUGGAACACCUCCCUCAGUGUCCCCAGAGCAUACUGGUCAACUUGCUAGACUCUCAUUUCAUGGGAGGAGCUUUCAACCAGUUUUGAUAUCCCCUGGAGCACCUCUGAAGCGUCCAGCUGGACCAAGAGCUAUGCCUAAAAGACCCACCCAGGCCCAGGAUCUAUCCACAAUGUCACAGGAACCUGGGACUGUACAGUGGUGCAUUCCUGCCCUGCAGACAGUUCAUAAGAACAUCCCUGUAUGUCUCCAGGUGUCCAGAAUCAGGCUUUCAGACCCUCCUCCUCGUCGAAAACCUCCCUGGAUAGCUUCUUUCCAUCAGGGCUAUGUCUUUGCACAUUCCCAGGUGUCCAGGAUCGCACUUUUGGACCCUCCUCCUCGUCAGAAACCCCCCUGGAUAGCACCUUCUCACCAGAGCAGCUCUGAUGAUGCCCCAGAGCUGGAGGAUUAG
Lentinula edodes (shiitake mushroom) is the source of this 579-nucleotide messenger RNA. RefSeq lists its product as uncharacterized. The transcript has a single exon. The coding region runs from base 1 to 579 and encodes 192 amino acids. The record is from RefSeq and is a predicted model, not a curated record. Lineage: Eukaryota; Fungi; Basidiomycota; Agaricomycetes; Agaricales; Omphalotaceae.